Polypterus senegalus (gray bichir) is the source of this 1272-nucleotide messenger RNA. RefSeq names its product sialic acid synthase-like. The record is from RefSeq and is a predicted model, not a curated record. Gene Ontology annotation, biological process: carbohydrate biosynthetic process. The transcript has 6 exons. The coding region runs from base 118 to 1197 and encodes 359 amino acids. Gene Ontology annotation, molecular function: N-acylneuraminate-9-phosphate synthase activity. NCBI's taxonomy places the organism in Eukaryota, Metazoa, Chordata, Cladistia, Polypteriformes, Polypteridae.
UCGUGCUAUUGCCAAAUCAUAGUGUCUUGAGUGGACUUGUCUACCCAUAUGGACAGGGCUCGGAUUUAUUUAUCCAUCGUUUUGGUAUAAUUACUAUUAUUUAAUUAAAGCACCACAAUGCCGCUUACAUUUGAGCUUUGCCCAGGCAGAAUGAUCGGAGGGGAAAACCCUUGUUUCAUUAUUGCUGAAAUAGGACAGAAUCACCAGGGGGACAUCGAGAUUGCCAAGAAAAUGAUCCGUAUGGCGAAGGAAUGUGGUGCAGAUUGUGCCAAGCUGCAGAAGAGCGAGUUGGAGCACAAGUUCAAUCGACGAGCACUAGAGCGGCCCUACACCUCUGAGCACUCAUGGGGGGCGACCUAUGGAGAUCACAAGCGCCACCUGGAGUUCAGCCACGAACAGUACCGUGAGCUGCAGAAGUACGCCCAGGACGUUGGCAUUUUCUUCACUGCAUCAGGAAUGGACGAGAUGGCAGUUGAGUUUCUUCAUGAACUUAAUGUUCCCUUUUUUAAAGUUGGAUCUGGGGACACCAACAACUUGCCUUACAUAGAAAAAACAGCAAAGAAAGGUCGUCCCAUGGUGAUCUCCAGUGGGAUGCAGUCAAUGAACACCAUGCGGAGUGUUUACAAGACAGUAAAAGCGCACAAUUCAAACUUCUGCUUUCUUCAGUGUACCAGUGCUUACCCCCUGAUGCCAGAAGAUGUUAAUUUGCGUGUCAUACUGGAAUAUCAAAAGGAAUUUCCAGAUAUCCCCAUUGGUUACUCGGGUCAUGAGACUGGUAUUCCUAUUACAGUGGCUGCAAUUGCAAUGGGAGCCAAAGUUGUUGAACGUCAUGUAACCCUGGACAAGAGUUGGAAGGGAAGUGACCACAAGGCCUCUUUGGAGCCACAGGAAUUAGCUGAGCUGGUGAAGGCCAUCAGGACUGUGGAAGCAGCCAUGGGCUCCCCAGUCAAACACAUACUGCCUUGUGAGAUGGCCUGUCACAACAAGCUUGGCAAGUCUGUGGUGGCAAAGGUCGCCAUUCCUAAAGGAACUGCACUGGCGCUCGAUAUGAUGACCGUGAAAGUGGCUGAACCCAAAGGUAUCCCUCCAGAGGAAAUCUUUGACCUGGUGGGCAAGAAGGUGAACACAGACAUCGAGGAGGAUGGAAGCCUAGUAGGAGAGGCAGUAGAAAGCUAUGGAAAGAGGGCAAAAUGUUAACAAAAUGUUAAUUCUGACUGAAUGUUUGGAGAAGAGAAAAUCAAGAGAAUAAAUUUUCUAUUAAAUGAUGUUAAA